AUGUUAGAGGAGAGCUGGGCUGCCGCCGAGCAGAAGCCCGGGCUUCCAGCUGCGAGCUCCGGUCUCCUGCCAUGGUCCCCGCUCCGCCCCCCGCCGUCUCCUUCUCGCCCGCCGAGGUUCAGCGGCGCCUGGCGGCCGGCGCCUGCUGGGUCCGCUGCGGGGCCCGCCUCUACGACCUCACUGGCUUCGUGCGGCACCACCCGGGGGGCGAGCAGCUGCUGCGGGCGCGGGCUGGCGAGGAUGUGAGCGCCGACCUGGACGGGCCGCCGCACCGGCACUCGGCCAAUGCGCGCCGCUGGCUGGAGCAGUACUACGUGGGCGAGCUGCAAGGAGACCCUCAGGGCUCCGCGGAGAAUGGGACUUUGACCUCUGCAAACACUCAGAAGACAGACCCUUGGUUGGAGCCAAAGCUCAAAGUGGUGGAUUGGGACAAGGAUUUGGUAGACUGGCGGAAACCCCUACUGUGGCAGGUAGGCCACUUGGGAGAGAAGUAUGAUGAGUGGGUCCACCAGCCAGUGAUCAGGCCCAUCCGUCUCUUCCACUCUGACCUCAUCGAGGCCCUCUCCAAGAGUGUAUGGUACAGUGUCCCUAUCAUCUGGAUGCCCCUGAUGCUGUACCUCAGUUGGUCCUACUACCGAACCCUCGCUCAGGGCAACGUUCGACUCUUCGAGUCCUUCAGCACAGAGUACUCUGUAGCCAUGCCUCAGUCUGUGUUCCCGGGCCUCUUCGUGCUGGGGAUGCUCUUCUGGAGCCUGCUAGAGUACCUCAUCCACCGCUUCCUGUUCCACAUGAAGCCCCCCAGGGACAGCCAUUACCUCAUUAUGCUGCACUUCAUCCUGCACGGCCAGCACCACAAGGCACCCUUUGAUGAAUCCCGCCUGGUCUUCCCCCCCGUGCCGGCUUCUCUGGGCAUUGCCUUCUUCUAUGUAAUCCUACGGCUCCUCCUGCCUGAGGCAGUGGGGGGCACUAUGUUUGCGGGGGGCCUCCUGGGCUACGUCAUCUAUGACAUGAUCCAUUACUACCUGCACUUCGGCUCACCGCACAAGGGCUCCUACCUGUACAACAUGAAGGCCCACCACGCCAAGCAUCACUUUGCACAUCAGAAGUCAGGAUAUGGCAUCAGCUCUAAAUUGUGGGAUCACUUCUUCCACACCCUUAUACCGGAAGAACCCCACCUGAAGAUGCAAUGACAACUCCCAGCCCCACCGUCCUGCCCUAAGCCCGGCCACGGCCCCUGCCCCACCCCCAACCCCCAUCCAGACCCUGCCAAGAAGGUUUGCUUGGCCAGGCAGGACAGGCUUUGUCAGGUCUUUGUGCUUGGUGGGGGUGCUGAGGAGACCAGGAAGACUGGGACUGACCCUGAGACGGCUCUCCUGACCCACCAAGUCGCUCUCAGGGACUAGCGCCUCCUUGGAGCAUCCCAGCCGCCCCAUGAGCAUCCCUGCCCUGAGCCUUAGCCCACGGGACUGCUUCAGGACCUGGUCAACGGGGAAUUUUCCAAGGGGAAUGAAGGAAACUGACCUCUGGGGCCAAGCCUGUGUCCCACCUGUGUCUUACACCUUGGACUCCCUAGGACACCCCUCCCCCCCAUGGUGGGGCUGCAAAGAGCGGGUCUGCAGGGCCCGUGUCCUUGUCUUCCUCACCUUCCCUUCCUGGCCAGGGUUUGGUGGCUCUUGCUGUUCUGAUGAGUGGACAACACUGAGGUGGAUGAAGGGCUCUCACAAGGAGAGACGACAUGAUGCCUCCCACAGGCCACCUCCAGUUCCUUCGUCCCCCGCCACUCACCAGCUGUAGCGCCAGAUGCGCCGGGCUACCGCUCAUCCAGCACCCGCACGCAUGGCCCUCACCUGCCUGCAGAAGGACCCGGGGCUGCUGGCAGGGCCUCCAAGCUGGCGGGAGCCCAGGCCCCUUUCUUUAGGAACCACCAGCUUCGCUAGCCCUCCUCCCGCCUGCCUUCAGAAUCACAAAGCUUUUCCCCAGGGGAGGCUAAAGAGGCCUCUCUGUGGGUAGGAGCCCCACCCCAUGUCUGGCCAUUCUUGACCUCCACCUGGAAUCGGUGGGCCUCUACCCCGCUCACUCAGGACCCUUCCAGCUCGUGCCUCCUCACACCAAGAAGGAGCCUUCAUGCGUGCCUUAUCUCCCUCUCCCUUUGCUUCUCAGCACCACCCCCAGCAGAUGAGGCUCCCGCCCCUCCUUCCUCAUAACCAAAACCCUCACUGCUUGUAAGAGAGUCUUAUUUAUAAACCUUAUAAAUGCCCUUAGUCUGGCCCCAGACCAAGUAGCUGCUCAGACUGCCCCAUCUAAUCCCACAUGUCAGGCUUCUGUAAAAAAAUUCUGUCCUGUUCUUGUGCCCUUCUGACCCACAAACCGUUACUACUUGAAAUUUUCUGAAAACUCGCCGAGUGUAAAGGCUAAAGAGAAGCAGUGUGAGGGAUCCUGUGAUUUGUACUGUUUACCGUGGAGUUAUUUAAAGAUUUCAGAAUAAAUAUGCAAACUAUAAUUGUGAAAUAAAGGUGUAAAUAAAUUGUAUAUUUUGAAAAAUAAAAACGCCGAAAAAGAAAACCAACGAAGUUUGUUGCUCUUGUCGACGGUGCCUCACCAGAUGUCGUGGGCUCGGGGAGGGGCGGCCGGCUGGGGGAUGGGAGUGGCUGGUCCAGCGGGGAGG
Messenger RNA from Zalophus californianus (California sea lion), 2665 nucleotides. RefSeq names its product fatty acid 2-hydroxylase (gene FA2H). Lineage: Eukaryota; Metazoa; Chordata; Mammalia; Carnivora; Otariidae. The coding region runs from base 72 to 1190 and encodes 372 amino acids. Gene Ontology annotation, molecular function: fatty acid 2-hydroxylase activity; heme binding; iron ion binding. Gene Ontology annotation, biological process: fatty acid metabolic process; lipid biosynthetic process. The record is from RefSeq and is a predicted model, not a curated record. The transcript is spliced from 7 exons. Gene Ontology annotation, cellular component: endoplasmic reticulum; membrane.